This is a messenger RNA of Arabidopsis lyrata subsp. lyrata, 1526 nucleotides long. Its product is annotated as probable WRKY transcription factor 36. Gene Ontology annotation, biological process: regulation of DNA-templated transcription. The coding region runs from base 127 to 1275 and encodes 382 amino acids. The record is from RefSeq and is a predicted model, not a curated record. Gene Ontology annotation, molecular function: DNA-binding transcription factor activity; sequence-specific DNA binding. NCBI's taxonomy places the organism in Eukaryota, Viridiplantae, Streptophyta, Magnoliopsida, Brassicales, Brassicaceae. The transcript is spliced from 4 exons.
GGGUCCCUAUAAAAACCUACUUAGGCAAGAAAAAGAGAGAAUUAUUUUAAUUUUGUUACAAAGAAGAAAAACAAAAAGAGCAGAUCCAAUUGAUCUCAAGAUCGCAUCUAAAUCAUAAUAUAUAUCAUGAUCAAAGAGGAGACCAUUUCAUGCUUCAAUCCUUUCGAUGGUGUUAUGGCAGAAUCUGACAAGGAAGAGGAGCUUGAUGUAACAAAAGCGAAGGUGGAGAAAGUUAGGGAAGAAAAUGAGAAAUUAAAGCUCUUACUGUCUACGAUUCUUAAUAAUUACAACUCUCUUCAAAUGCAUGUCUCUAACGUUCUCCGAGAACAACAAAGAGCUUCUAUGGAGCUAGAUCAAGACAAAUAUAACGAUUUUGAUGUAGAUAUAUCACUUAGGCUUGGAAGAUCAGAGCAAAAGAUCUCUAAAAAGGAGGAAAAGGUGGACAAGAUUUCUAAUGAGAACAAAGAGGAGUCAAAAGAUAAAAGAUCUGCACUGGGUUUAGGAUUUCAGAUUCAAAGUUAUGAGGCCUUGAAAUUAGAUGAUCUUUGUAGACAGGUUAAGAAUGCAAACGCAGAGAAUAAGUGUUUAUCUUCGAGGAAAGAUGUCAAAACAGUUAGAAAUGAAAAUCACCAUCAAGAUGUUUUGGAAGAGCAUGGGCAAGCAGGUUUGAAGAAAACUAGGGUUUGUGUUAAAGCAUCAUGUGAAGACCCAUCAAUAAACGACGGUUGCCAGUGGAGGAAAUAUGGUCAAAAGACUGCGAAAACCAAUCCUCUCCCACGAGCCUAUUACCGUUGCUCCAUGUCGUCAAAUUGUCCCGUUAGAAAACAGGUGCAAAGAUGCGGAGAAGAAGAAACCUCCGCUUUUAUGACAACAUACGAAGGAAACCAUGACCAUCCUCUUCCCAUGGAAGCAACCCACAUGGCAGCUGGAACUUCCGCGGCUGCCUCCUUAUUACAAUCUGGCUCCUCCUCCUCCUCCUCAUCCACCUCCGCGAGUCUAAGCUAUUUCUUCCCUUUUCACCACUUCUCUAUCUCCACAACUAACUCCCACCCGACCGUAACAUUGGACCUCACACGACCAAACUAUCCCAAUCAGUUACCAGACGACUAUCCUCUAUCGUCCUCUUCUUUCAGUCUCAACUUCUCCUCUCCUGAUCCUCCACCUCAAUCAUCGCACGAUAACACCUUGAACUUUAGUGGCUUGCGAACACAAGCUCCUUUGAGUACAGAUUCCUUAUUGGCCCGUUAUCGAACGAGACUUUCCGGACAGCAGUAAGCCAGUAACUGUGUAUCGGUAUAGCUAGACACAAGUCUGGAAAGUAACUCAUGAUUUUCUGUUUUCUUUGUCAUUCAUUCGUUUUUCAGCCUCUGCAUUUAUACUUGUAGAUAACCAAAUGUUUAAAUUAGUGGAUUACCUAUCAUAUCAUGGAUUAUAUGCAUAUGAAGGUUUUGUAAAUUAAUUCUGUUCUACACAACAAUUUAAUACACAAAAUAUAUUUAAUGUUUUAAAUAUAUUUUUCUGGUGAA